AUGUAUAAGAAUAACCUGAAUAUAAGGAAUAUCACACCCAUCUAUACUUUCAGUUCUACAAAAAAAGUGGAUACGAGUAAAAGAAGGGGUGGUCAAGGUAGUUAUAAGAGUGUGAGAUCGGUAUUUUCCCUUAUCAAUAAUAAAAAGCUUAAGAACAAAAACGAGCAUUUUAACAAAAUUUUUUUUGAAAAAUUUAACAAGCGCGUUGUAAGUAAUACUGCUGCUACUACUACUUCUGGUAGUGGUAGUAAUAGAAGCAUUAGAAGCACUGGAAGCAUUAGAAGCACUGGAAGCAUUAGAAGCACUGGAAGCACUGGAAGCAGGCGCCGGGUUGGGUACGGGUUUCUUUCUGCACACAACAAAGUGGUUAGAAGGAACGGUGGAAUUGACCGCGUUGACUGCGUUAGUCCAGUUGGACCUGUGUAUCAUAUUUAUAGUCCCGGAGGUGACGGACCAACGAGAAACGAGAAGGAGGUUCAGUCGGGGGUAGGAAACGUUGAUAUGUACUCAAAGAACUCAUUCAGAAGGGGCAUUGGAAGAGGCAUAAGAGGAAUCAUCAGAGGAAACGAUAGAGGAGCCUUCAGAAGGGCUAGAUUCGCUAGUAGGAGAUUCACAGUAAGUAUGACGACGGAUAGCAAAAUAGAUGAAGGUAGCUUAACGGACGAUAGAUGUGAAAAGUAUAGAGAACAUUGGAAGGAGGAGGGGUAUGGUAAUAAAAUGAUUGAUAAGAAUUUAGGUAUUAGUGGUAAUAUAUCGAAAGAAAUGAAAAAUUAUUACAAAGCUGCUGGUAUGUUUGUGAUAAAAACGAAUAUUGUUAAUUCGAAUAAUAAUAUGAAUAGGAAAACAAACUCAAAUAAUGUAAAUGUAAAAAUAUUGCUAGGAUAUGAUCCUCUGCAAAAAAAACAUAAACAAGAUGUUAUACAAAAUGACAAGGUAAUGAAUAAAGGUACAUUGAACCUAUUAGGAGGAAAAAAAAAUAAUUUGGAGUUCUGUCCAUUAGAAACAGCAUAUAGAGAAUUCAGUGAAGAAAAUCUUUUCAUAUAUAACAUGUUUUUGUCCUACUUCAAUUACUUGCAUUACGUAAUGAAGAACAUUGAAAGGACUGGGGGGGAGGACGUGUUCUUGCGCAGUGAUAGCAACAAUAGAAGCGACAACAGUGGUAAAGAUAGUAGAAAAAGCAAUAGCAAAGGCAAUAGACAGAGAAGUAACAAAAGCAGCAAUAAUGAACGUAGUGAUGACCGCGGUGAUGUUCGCAGGGCGAACAAAGCGUGCGACUCGUACGGACUCUAUUUGAAAAAAAAUUUUUUAAAAGAUAUAACAACUUUGAACAGUUCGGAAAAAGAGCAAAUUUUAAAAUUACACAUAAACAACUUCAUGUUAUUUUUUAAAGAAAUAUGCUUAAAUGUAAUGAAUUGUCAUAAUAAGAUUUAUAAAUGUUCAUAUCCACCAUCUUACAAAUUAGAAAAUAAUGAACAGUUAGAAAAAAUACAUGAACAAGUCAGCAUGUAUAAUAAAAUAAAAGAUGACAAUACACACAAUUUUAAACUAUACUUUAGAAGAGGAAAAUAUAGUUUAUUCUUUUUUAAUGUAAUUCAAUAUAAUUGUACAAAUAUAUUACAUCACUUAAAUAAUUUUUUUUGGGAAUAUUACACAGAUUUUUAUAAUAUUAUUUUAAGAGAAAAUCUCAAUGAUUUGAUUAAAGUUCGACAGGACAGCAAGACAGAGUAUGAACCCUACGUUUUUGACGAGCAGGAUUUCGAGCACAAAAUUGAUCCUGACCUUUAUCAGAAUUUAAUGAACGUUCAGGUAGGGGCUCAUACGAAUAGUAUUAAAUUUAAUAAAUCAGAAUGCGACGAGAACAAGGAUGCUACCUUUUAUGUACAGGAUGUAGAAAAUGAAAAGGCGAUUUUAGACACAGGAUAUAUGAAUGAUAUAUCAUGGGUGGAUUUAUCUAUCUUCCUGUUGCUACUACUCAAGGAGGAGCAGUAUACGCAAAUAGCGUAUGCUCUGUGGACCUUGUACAACAACAUUGUAAGUAACAAUGACUCUUCUGGUGUAGUAGCCACUUCUACUUCUGCUGAUUUUGAGAGUAAUUAUUGCAAUGAAUUUGAUAAUCAGGGGUAUACUGACAGCUGCCAUAAUAACAAUGGCAGUUAUAAUAACAGGAACAAUGGCGGUUAUAGUAACAGGAACAAUGGUAGGCAUCAUAACAGUGGUAGCCCCUAUGGUAACGGCAAGUGGAAUAAGUAUAUACCUUCCGCAGAGGACGACUAUGAGUUAAAACUACCACAUGAUUUGAUAUCAAAAAUUAAUAAUGUAUACAAUAGUGUUCAUAAGAAGUUAGGAAAAUUAAUUAAAAAAAAAGAAUAUAAACAAUUUUUAGUACUAUUAUUCUCUCCAUUUAACACACAGUUAAAUGAACAAAAUGUGGAAGACUCAUUGACAAAUUUAAAUGUGCCUCUGCGCAAGUUUUGUAGAUGUUUAAUUAAUUCUCAUAAUUUUUGGUGUUUCCUUUUUUUAAAUUUACUUGCCAGUGUUCCCAAGUGA
This is a messenger RNA of Plasmodium malariae, 2547 nucleotides long. Its product is annotated as conserved Plasmodium protein, unknown function. The record is from RefSeq and is a predicted model, not a curated record. NCBI's taxonomy places the organism in Eukaryota, Apicomplexa, Aconoidasida, Haemosporida, Plasmodiidae. Bases 1 to 2547 code for a protein of 848 amino acids. The transcript has a single exon.